AUGCCGCGGCUUCUAUCGCUGGCGCUUCUGGCUGUGGCCUCCGCCGACCUGGAUCUCGCGAAUUGGAUGGGGCAGUUGGCCCCAAUCCUUGGAGAUGCCACACUCUUGGACCUCUCGCUCCCAGGGACCCACGACUCCAUGACUUACGACUUGAGCGACACCCUCAGCGAUGGCUAUGAGGGUAUGUCCGCAGCAACGUCCGCCAUCUUGCACGCGCUCACCCCGGGGUUGGCUGGACGCUUCAUCCGGAAGCAAGGCCAGACGCAGGGCAUCACCAUCACGGAGAUGCUGGAAGGCGGAAUACGCUUCAUCGACUUCCGGGUCAUGUACACCGUGGGCCCAGAUCGAGUCGCUGGUGGCAAGGAUUGGUACUGCCUCCACGGCUGCGAGUCGAAGCGCAAGGCCAUCGCGUACCUGCGGGAGGUGCGCUCCUGGAUGGAUGCCCAUCCCAAGGAGGUGGUGGUGCUUUGGGCCUCGCGGCACGGCAACGUGGCCCUAACGGGUACGGCCCAGUAUCCGGGCACCACGCCGGCCGAGAGGCAAGCCUUCUUCAAGCAGGUUGAGGAUGUCUUCGGCGAGCUCCUGAUGGAGAACGUAAGUCUCAACGAAACCUCCAUCGUGGACCUGCAGCGCCGAAAUAAGCGACUCCUGUGGUUCGCCUCCGACUACGUGGAGUCCACUCGGAGCUCUCCGCGGGCCGCGGAUGCCCGAAGCAUCGACAACCAGCUGAAAGGCGGGGGCUACGGGCGGGAGUUCGUUGACUUCGCAAAGCAAGGUGGAAGCAAGCUUCGGGAUGAUCGUGCUCGCAACCAGUUCCUGCUGGUGAGCAUGUCCGUGGGCCCUCCGACACCGCCGUCGAAGAUGCUGCGAAGUUGGAGUUCCUGCCGAACCUCUUCGGAACCCACAAGAAAUGGACGAAGGAGUGCGCAGAGACCGCGAAAGUGCCGAACAUGA
Symbiodinium natans is the source of this 954-nucleotide messenger RNA. Lineage: Eukaryota; Dinophyceae; Suessiales; Symbiodiniaceae. The record is from the annotation of a GenBank genome assembly.